AUGGUCGCCUGCGCGACCGGAGAAGUGCUGGAUCUGCAGGCGUUGCCGGAAGGGUGCAUAGCCAACAUCAUCUCAUUCACAACACCACGAGAUGCAUGCAGGCUGUCCUCGGUGUCCAAGAUUUUCAGGUCGGCCGCAGAAUGUGACACAGUCUGGGACAAGUUUCUUCCCACUGAUAUACGUACGAUCAUAUCCUGUUCUGUGUCUUCCUCUUCAGUUUCUUGGAUCAAAUCCAAGAAGGAGCUGUACCUUCGUCUCUGUGACAAUCCAAUCAUUCUCUUUGACAUCAUGAAGAGCUUUUCCCUGGACAAGGGGAGCGGGAAAAAAUGCUAUAUGAUAUCUGCCAGGGCCCUUCAGAUACUUGGGUCCCGUACUACUCAUUUUUGGAGAUGGAUUUCUCUACCCGACUCCAGAUUUGGGGAGGUGGCUGAGCUUGUCGAUUUUUUGUGGCUCGAAAUCACUGGGAAAAUUGCUACAUGGAUUCUGUCCCCAUCAACCCUAUAUAAAGCUUACCUUGUCUUCAAGUUAACUGAGCAAGCUUAUGGAUUUAGAGGACAACCUGUGAAGGUCAAAGUAAAAAAGUCUUAUAAGUUGAAUCCAACAACAGUGGGAAUAGAAGCCAAUGAGCAGUUUGUGGUUUUGGACCGAGAGAAAAAGAGACACUACUGGCAAUGCAUUUUGGGUAUGCAAGCGUGGCAGCCUCGAGAAAUCGAUGAAGCUCCAUAUCCAAAGCAAAGAAAGGAUGGCUGGUUGGAGAUUGAGCUGGGUGAAUUCUGUUAUGAAAGAGAUGAGGAGUUGCUAAAGAUGUCUUGCAAGGAAAAUAGUUGUGGUGCCUUCAAGGGUGGUCUCAUUGUUCAAGGGAUUGAGAUCAGACCCUAUUUUGGAGAAAGGCCGGAUCCAAGGCAAAAUUGGCGAUCUUCUUGGGCCAGAUCUUGGAACAAAAGGGCCCAAUCUUACUCUUAUUGGGUCCUAUAUUCCUCGUCUCUGACGUUCUUAAUAUUAGUUUUGCAAUUUGCAUUCCUCUUACCAAUGUGGGUGUGCUCAACCGAAGAUUCUACGAUGCAUUUGACAAAUUGA
This is a messenger RNA of Fragaria vesca subsp. vesca, 1077 nucleotides long. Its product is annotated as F-box protein PP2-B11-like. The transcript has 4 exons. NCBI's taxonomy places the organism in Eukaryota, Viridiplantae, Streptophyta, Magnoliopsida, Rosales, Rosaceae. Gene Ontology annotation, molecular function: protein binding. The record is from RefSeq and is a predicted model, not a curated record. The coding region runs from base 1 to 1077 and encodes 358 amino acids.